Fusarium oxysporum Fo47 is the source of this 162-nucleotide messenger RNA. RefSeq lists its product as uncharacterized. The transcript has a single exon. The record is from RefSeq and is a predicted model, not a curated record. The annotation marks the transcript as partial. Lineage: Eukaryota; Fungi; Ascomycota; Sordariomycetes; Hypocreales; Nectriaceae.
GACCGCCAAGCAAGCUGGAUGCGUCGCACUCCGUCUGGCAUGUUUAUACCUUAUGGGGAGGCGGUUAAAUGUUCAGACAAAGGGAUGCUUCGUCGCGUUAUUGACACCGUUAAAACAGCCUGGAAUAUGGCCUAUGUUAUUUGGAAUAGUGGCUGGAGAUAA